CCUACGUCAGCGGGACGCCGCGAGGCGAGGUGGCCAUGGAACUGGUGUGCCGCGAACUGGAGCACUUGCAGGAUUACUGCCAGCCGCACGCGCCAGGAGCCUUGCUCAAAGCUGCCUUCAUAUGCACGCAGAUCGUGCAGUUCCCCUCGCAGAAACCCUUACGAGCCCAGCUGAUGGAGAGCUUCGGUGGUGGCUUCGAGGUGCACACCUGGUCUGAGCUACCCCACGGCUCUGGCCUGGGCACCAGCAGCAUCCUGGCCGGAGCGGUGAUGGCAUCGCUGUACCGGGCGGCUGGGAAGGCUGCCAGCACUGAGUCCCUCAUCCAUGCCGUGCUGCACCUGGAGCAGAGACUCACGACAGGAGGUGGUUGGCAGGACCAGGUAGGUGGGCUCGUGCCAGGCAUCAAAAUCGGGAGGUCGAAGGCCCAGCUCCCGCUCAGGGUGGAGGUAGAGGAGAUCCCGGUGCCUGAAGGCUUCGCCCAGACCCUGAACGAUCACUUGCUGCUGGUGUACACGGGAAAGACUCGCUUGGCCCGCAACCUGCUCCAGGUAACGCAUGGGGCCUGCGGGCAAUUUGGGCUCUGGCCUCUGCUCCCUGACAAGAAACACAGGUUGGCAUUGCUGCCCCUCAGCCCCUUCGCAAAGUCCUGGCUCCCUCCAUGGUCUCCGAGGCAAGAUGUCAUGCUUUACCCUCUGCCUGCGUGGCCUUUACAUUUGGUGCCCGUCCCCUUUUUUGCCGCAAAGCUACCGUGUCCCACCGGGAGCCAGCGCCGAAGGCAUGGCCACCGCGGGGGCCCAGGCCCGCCAGCGUUUUUACAGGCAAUGCCCUGA
Messenger RNA from Struthio camelus australis, 830 nucleotides. NCBI's taxonomy places the organism in Eukaryota, Metazoa, Chordata, Aves, Struthioniformes, Struthionidae. The record is from RefSeq and is a predicted model, not a curated record.